Messenger RNA from Peromyscus californicus insignis, 1892 nucleotides. It is a transcript of the gene Capg, whose product is annotated as capping actin protein, gelsolin like. The record is from RefSeq and is a predicted model, not a curated record. Gene Ontology annotation, molecular function: actin filament binding; phosphatidylinositol-4,5-bisphosphate binding. NCBI's taxonomy places the organism in Eukaryota, Metazoa, Chordata, Mammalia, Rodentia, Cricetidae. Bases 725 to 1774 code for a protein of 349 amino acids. Gene Ontology annotation, biological process: actin polymerization or depolymerization; actin filament severing; barbed-end actin filament capping. Gene Ontology annotation, cellular component: actin cytoskeleton; cytoplasm. The transcript has 12 exons.
CCAGUUACAAUCCUGGUUCCCCUCUAAUCCUCCUGAGAAUUCAUCUAAGUAAAGAUGGAGGAUCAUUUGGGGGGAAAAUUGCAUUUAUUUAUUUCCUUGUGUGUGUGUGUCUGAUCCUCCAAGUGCUGGGAUUACAAGCAUGUACUACCACGCCCGCCCGGUGUUUGUGGUGCUGGGGGUCAGAUCCAAGGCUCCCUGCAGGCUAGGCGAGCACCCCAUCAGCUGAGCUGCGUCCCUGGCCGGCGGCGAUCACAUUGAAGGCACCAAGUGGGUGCUCCAGGGAACUGCGGAGGUGGGAACCCUGAUGGAGACCAGGGACCUAUGGGUUGAAUGGGAAGUGAAAGCUGCCCUCCUCGGCCUCAGUUUUCCCCUAGUAUGCUGAACCUCAGCUUUCCUGGCCCUGGGGUCCCUACCAGGCCCCCAGUGCUGUCUCUAAGGACUCAGUUGCUGGAAGGGAAGGGAAGGGAAGCGCCCCCGGCCCAGGAUCGCACCAGGCAGCUCCAGCCACUUAGCCAUUCACGGUGACUCACUUCUCCCAGGGGGGUAGAGGCGUGGUCGCCGGCAAAACGACGGUGUCCAGAGCCACCAAACCCCUCGAUUGGACACGAGGAGGCUCCAAGAAGUUGGAUCUGACCUACGGAGGUACUGCUGAUCUCCAGUGCCCAGACUGGGAGACUGUGGACAUUUGGUAAAUGAGCAGCAGACUGAGAGGUCUGCAAACAGCAUGUACACACCCAUCCCUCAGAGUGGCUCUCCAUUCCCAGCCUCGGUCCAAGACCCAGGUCUACACAUCUGGCGUGUGGAGAAGCUGAAGCCGGUGCCCAUAGCACGAGAGAACCAUGGCAUCUUCUUCUCUGGGGAUUCCUACCUGGUGCUUCACAAUGGCCCGGAAGAGGCCUCCCAUUUGCACCUGUGGAUAGGCCAACAAUCAUCCCGGGACGAGCAGGGGGCCUGUGCCGUGCUGGCCGUGCACCUCAACACUCUGCUGGGGGAGCGGCCCGUGCAGCACCGUGAGGUUCAAGGGAAUGAGUCCGACCUCUUCAUGAGCUACUUCCCACGUGGCCUCAAGUACCAGGAAGGUGGUGUGGAGUCGGCAUUUCACAAGACAACCUCGGGGGCCACCCCAGCAGCCAUCAAAAAGCUCUACCAGGUCAAGGGGAAGAAGAACAUCCGUGCCACCGAGAGGGCGCUGAGCUGGGACAGCUUCAACACUGGGGACUGCUUCAUCCUGGACCUGGGUCAGAACAUCUUCACCUGGUGCGGUGGAAAGUCCAACAUCCUGGAACGGAACAAGGCGAGGGACUUGGCCCUGGCCAUCAGGGACAGCGAGCGGCAGGGCAAGGCCCAGGUGGAGAUUAUCACCGAUGGAGAGGAGCCAGCCGAGAUGAUUCAGGUUCUGGGCCCCAAGCCUGCUCUGAAGGAGGGUAACCCUGAGGAAGACCUCACAGCUGACCAGACCAACGCCCAGGCUGCGGCCCUGUAUAAGGUCUCUGAUGCCACUGGACAGAUGAACCUGACCAAGGUAGCCGAUUCCAGCCCCUUUGCCUCUGCACUGCUGAUUCCAGAUGACUGCUUUGUUCUGGACAAUGGGCUCUGUGGCAAAAUCUACAUCUGGAAGGGGCGAAAAGCUAAUGAGAAGGAGAGGCAGGCAGCCCUCCAAGUGGCCGAUGGCUUCAUCUCUCGGAUGAGAUAUUCCCCAAACACUCAGGUGGAGAUUCUGCCCCAGGGCCGAGAGAGUCCCAUCUUCAAGCAAUUCUUCAAGGACUGGAAGUGAGGGUGGGUGUGCCCGGCCCUGCUCUCCUGCCUGCCACCACCUGCCUGCUUGUUCCCGGCUUGCUGAGUCAGCACAGAGGUGCCCUCUGGAUGCUCAAUAAAAGUGACACAUUCCCGUU